Messenger RNA from Besnoitia besnoiti, 1521 nucleotides. RefSeq names its product phosphatidyl serine synthase. The coding region runs from base 1 to 1521 and encodes 506 amino acids. Gene Ontology annotation, biological process: phosphatidylserine biosynthetic process. NCBI's taxonomy places the organism in Eukaryota, Apicomplexa, Conoidasida, Eucoccidiorida, Sarcocystidae. Gene Ontology annotation, molecular function: L-serine-phosphatidylethanolamine phosphatidyltransferase activity. The transcript has 9 exons. The record is from RefSeq and is a predicted model, not a curated record.
AUGGAAAUGGUGCUUUCCAGGCGUCACGUUGGCGUGCAGACGGCUGUGCCGAGCCGAGAGUACAUCGGGCCGCAGGCUCGCGCCUCUCAAGCUCCGGAGUUCUUCAAACAGGGCUGGCUGCACAGGCCCAAGACGGUCGCCACGCUAUGCACUUCGCUGGCGCUUAUUUUUAUUGCCGCGCAGUUCGUCACGUCUGGCUCGGAAGCUGGAAACUUGAGAUACCGGAUUGCCAGCGGCAUCAUCGCAGCGGUGUCGAUGUUCCUUGUCUUCGCGACGCUGCAGCUGCCAGACGGUCUGCUGGUGCGACCCUCGCCGAUUUUUUGGCGGUUCGUCAAAGGCUGCUCCGUCCUCUACCUCGUGCUGCUCGUCUUUCUUCUCUUCCAGGACUUGGACGAUGUGCGCCGCGGCCUGCACUACAUCGACCCAGCACUGGGGAAGCCUCUGCCUGAGAAGAGCUACGCACAAAACUGCCACAGCUUCAGCACACUCGCGGAUUCCAUGGACGUCUUCGUUUUGGCGCACUUUUUCGGCUGGAUGGUGAAGGCGCUGAUCAUCCGCGACGCGCGGCUGCUGUGGAUUCUUUCUCUGCUCUUCGAGUGGAUGGAAAUAUCCCUCAGGCACAUUCUCCCGAACUUCUGGGAGUGUUGGUGGGAUCACCUGAUUCUUGACGUGUUCGGGUGCAAUUUGCUCGGACUGUACCUGGGCCUGCGCCUCUGCCGCUGGCUGCAAAUGAAGGAGUACGUGUGGGAUAGCUCUGAGGAGCAAGGCGACGCUUCUGCGCUGCCUUCGCCGUCCGCGCCGUCCUCUCCGCGCAUCGCGCCGACGGAGCCCUCGGCUGCGCUGCUUCCGCGCGGGGCUCGCGGCGGGCUGGAUCAGCCCUCGGCGGCGCACGCCGAGGCGCCCGAGGCGAGGCAGAAGAAAGAGGUGAAAACCAUGCGGCGGAAAACCUGCGACGCCGUUCCGGGCUCCCUCAGGGAGCUCGCGCCCUACGAGUGGACUGGAUACCGCUGGCCGCAGCUCUUCUCGAGUGCCUCGACGUUCGUUAGUCUGCUGCUUUUUUGCGUGGCGGUCACGAUGCUCGAUCUGAAUGUCUUUUUCCUCAAAGCCGAGCUCUGGAUGCAGCCCGCGCACUGGCUCAUUCUCCUGCGCAUCACGCUGUGGACGUUCAUGGCCGCGGCAGGCACGCGGGAAUACUACGAGUUCAUCACUGAUGUGAAUUGCAAGCGGAUGGGCGUUCAGUGUUGGAUCGACUUGGCAGUCGUGAGCACCGAGGCGCUUCUCUCCAUCAAAUGGUUCCACGGCCUCGAGCCGCACGACCCUUGCCCGCAGUGGAUUAUCUGGGCGUGGAUUGCCUUGGCCUGCGCCCUGGGGACGGUGAUUGUCUGGCUGCUGCUGUGCCGUCCGCGCCGGCCGUGCCUGAAGAAGCUCUCCAGUGUCUCGCUCAGCUACGAGAGGCUGCCAGGCACUUCGGCGGAAAAUGAAGCGCAGACGUCCUCAGUACCCGACGCGAAAGAGGAGUAG